This is a messenger RNA of Pocillopora verrucosa, 1197 nucleotides long. RefSeq lists its product as uncharacterized. Gene Ontology annotation, biological process: signal transduction. Gene Ontology annotation, molecular function: protein binding. The record is from RefSeq and is a predicted model, not a curated record. NCBI's taxonomy places the organism in Eukaryota, Metazoa, Cnidaria, Anthozoa, Scleractinia, Pocilloporidae.
CUUCCGUGAAUUUGAGACGAGCUUUCUGUGAUAUUUUGGUUUGUUUAAGCCCUCAAAAGCCGCUUAAUGGAGUCGAUUACCACGACUUGUCUUAUCGAUCUUGCCUUUGACUUAUCAGACGAUUGGAAAAAGCUUUCACAUGUUCUUGGUCUUUCUGGAGAAGUAUCAAGAAUAUGUGAUGACUACAGACGGAAUGUCUUCGAACAAGCUUACCGAAUGCUGCAAACUUGGAAAGGGAAAAAGGGAUCUCAGGCUACUUAUCAAGUCUUGCGUGAGGCCCUUGCACACGAAGCCGUAUUGCGUAAUGAUUUGGUUCAAGAAUACUGUGAGGGAAGAGACAGGAGCUCUUUGGACGAAGAGAUCGACCUUGAAGGACUCAAGCCCGGGGUAGUUUCCAGCAGUGACUUACUCUCCAUCGCCAAAGACUUAGGAUUAAAGUGGGUCUGGAUUGGUCGACUUCUCGGGUUAGAAGACUCCUUGUUAGAUGGCAUCAGGGAAGAUCACAUACAGGUCUCUGAUUGUCAAUACAAAAUGCUCGAGUUAUGGAGGAGGGUAAAGACUACUGGGGCAACCUACCAGUGCCUUGCAAGGGCGUUGCUGCACAGAACAGUUUGCAUGCGAGAUGUUGCUGAGAAAUUCUGCGUGGAGAAUUAAGAAAAACAGAUGGGUUCAACGCAAAGAAACUGAUGGAUGAAUGGAUCAAGUCACAAGAUUGCCAAUAGGCAGCCUGCAAUAUUUCGAUCUACCGCUUUCUUUUGUGGCAUGGGGAUACAGAAAAUCCUAGAAAGAAAAGAACAAUUCUCAAAAAUAUGUCCCAGGGAUAGCGAGCAAGCCAGAAAUAUAUUUAAUCAUUGAUUUUCUUGACGAAGAAAAAAGUGUUUGAGCAGUAGAUUUCACUAAAAAGAGUUUAGAAAACGAAGCGUUGUUAAUAGAUAAUCGAUAUAUCCACCUGUGUUCCUUUUUUUCGAAAGACUAAUGUAUGUCACAAUCAUGAAUACUAAUUUAUAAUUGUAUUCGAGUAAAGGAAUUUUUGUUACUCUGUACGCCGUGAAUUUGAAGAAUAGAAGCUUGUACGUUGCUUGAGUUUGGUCAGCUUGUUAUUACGGUGUUCUAAUAACUGAUCAAGCAGCCUACGCGAAUGUACUUAUAAAAUGCUCGGGUUGUCGUGCAAAAAAGAGGAAUGCCAACGCAACAUAC